UCGUGGCCAGAUUACUAACCAUUAUUGUCAACAUUGUGUGAAGGAUUCUCCAUUGUUUUCUGUAUUCUAGUUGGAUUUCUGCGCGUUGUUCUUUAAAUAUAUGUAUUGUAGAGUUUAGAAAAUUUUAGUUUAUUAGAUUUGUUUGUGCUGGCUUAGUGGAAGAAAGUUCAGGUCCAAUGGCAUCCCGAAUAGUUGCCUGGUGGCGACACACCCUCAAGCGAAGGCCGGUGCUCACGAACACGGCUGUAUACGCCACGUUUUACACUGCAGCGGAAUUUUCUCAGCAAUCCUUCAACAAAAUGUAUUCGCCAGAAAAGCCAGACUAUGAUUUGGCAGCAGCCGGCAGAAUAGUGGCAACGGGAAGCUGUCUCUAUCCAACGACUCUAUAUUUUUGGUAUAGGUAUUUAGAUAGACGCUUCGUAGGCACGUCAGUGAAGAUUGUAUUAACUAAAGUUGCAGCUGAUCAGUUUAUUAUGACUCCAAUGUUAAUUGCCGCCUUCUAUACAUUGUUAGGAGUUCUAGAAAGAAAGGAAGACGUAUUUGAAGAGUUGAAACAUAAAUAUUGGAAGACAUUUGCCGCGAAUCAAGCAUUCUGGAUUCCUGGACAGAUAAUAAAUUUUGCAUUUGUGCCAUCGAAUUUGCGCGUUGUUUACGUUGCUUCAGCAUCUUUUAUUUGGAUAAAUGUUCUCUGUUUUAUAAAGAGGCAAAAGGUUGAAAAGCAGAUAUAAACAAAUUCGUUAUAGGGAUUUUAAUUUUGCUAGGUAAAUUGUGAAGAUUUCGUUUCUAAUGGUAAAAUAUAAGAGAACGAAUGAUGCAUGUUACGAAAUAUAACUAUUACAGGUAGGUUAAAUAAGAGAGUACAGAUUCAUAAACCUGAUAAUUGUGUUGGAACGUAUCAAAUAUGAAUUUUUCAAGACGUGUAAUCAGUCAUAGAUAAUCGAAAAUAGACAUGGUCGUAUUGUUGCACUAUUGUUUUGAUAGAUAUUCCGUACUUUAGUCAAUAACGCAAUGUAAACCGGCUGCCAUCAUUCCAGUACCUGACAUUGAACAUUAUUUAAUAGGUGUCUAUAUGAAUUGCGUUUUUAAGUACGCAUUUUGUGUGUAUAGAAUAAAUUUAAUAUUGUAAGUUAUUAUUGAGAGCUAAAUACAUAUCACAAAUCAUUCUUUUAAUCGAUUUAAUUUACAUAUUUUGGAAUAAAAUACUUUUUUAAUAU
Messenger RNA from Zerene cesonia (dogface butterfly), 1214 nucleotides. RefSeq names its product mpv17-like protein. The coding region runs from base 177 to 728 and encodes 183 amino acids. The transcript has 5 exons. NCBI's taxonomy places the organism in Eukaryota, Metazoa, Arthropoda, Insecta, Lepidoptera, Pieridae. The record is from RefSeq and is a predicted model, not a curated record. Gene Ontology annotation, cellular component: cytoplasm; membrane.